CACCGCUCCUCGGCCCCUUCCGCCUCCGCCUCGGAAGCUCCUCCUAGGCGGCCGUCGGAGGCUACGGCAAGGUCUCUUCUCUGUAGAGUCGGGUUUUCUCGCCAUCUGUCACGCGUCUUCGGCGGCACCCACAGCUCAGCGCCUGCACAGACUGAGGACCACGGUCACCAUGACAGCGACCGCCGGGGCCCCUGGAUCUUGGAGUGAAAACAUAUUGGAAUAUUUUCUCAGAAAUAACCAGAUCACAACAGAAGAUGGCGCCCAGAUCAUCUGGUAUCAUGCGGCUAACCACAAGGUACAAGUGAAUGAGGCACUGAGAAGUACUGCUCAUAUGAUAGAGGCUGAUGUCAUUUUUCCAAGCGAUGGAUCAGAACAUGGCCAGCCAAUCAUGGCUCAUCCUCCUGAAACAAACAGUGAUAAUACUUUACAGGAAUGGCUGGCUGAAGUUAUAAAAAGCAAUAAAGGCAUUAAACUGGAUUUUAAGAGUCUCGCAGCUGUAGAACCAUCCAUGAUGCUCUUGGAAAAUGUGAAGAGGCAUCUGAAGCGUCCAGUGUGGAUUAAUGCUGAUAUUCUUCCUGGUCCAAAUGGAAAUAGCAGAGUAGUGGAUGCAAAACCGUUUAUAGACACUGUGACAUCCUUCUUUCCAGAUGUGACAUUUUCCCUAGGUUGGACAACAGGAUGGCAUCCUGAGAAAGUCAAUGAAGGUUACAAUUGGAUAAUGGUGAAAGAGAUGGAAUAUAUAUGUAAUGAACUAAAUCAGCUUGUAACAUUUCCUGUCAGAGCAGCAUUAGUCAGGCAGUCUUGUUCUCAGUUACUUUGGCUGUUAAAGCAAUCAAACAGAUACAGCCUGACUGUUUGGACUGGAAAAAACGAUAGCUAUUCCACUGAAGAUUUACUUUUUAUUAGAGGCCAUUUUGACAAAAAAAGAGUUUUCUAUGACAUCUUGGAACCACAAAACCAUGAAUUUAAACAAGCCAUUGGAAUCAAAAUUAAUCUCUAAGAUGAAAAUUCUGCUAAAGUAUUUCAUGUUUUGGUUUCAUAAUCCUUCUUUGCUUUGGUCUGAAUUGAUUACCAUAUAAAUUAUGAUGAUUGAUUUAUGUUCCAGUUUAUCCAAUCAAAAAACACUGAGUGCUUACUCUGUUAGGCUUAUGUCCUUAUAAUACUCUACUUACCUAAAAGAGUCGGAAAGAAGAGAUUUCAUCGGGCUAGUAUAACAAUAAUUUAGGAAAAUGAAUCUUUAAAACUAUAAAAAAAUUUGGUAUACUGAAGAUAAUUGAAAGAAUCCACAUGACAUACAGCUAUUAAAUCACAUUUUGUUGGCACUAGCAUUAUAGAGAUUUCAUAAAAAUAUGCCAUCCUCUUUCCUUUUUCCUGGAGAACUAGUUAUUCAGAGACUAUAGAAGAGUAAGAGGGCUUUAAAAAUGUUUUUAACUUUCACAGGGAUGAGCAGCUUUCUAUAACAAGAUCAAGUCUAUUUACUGAAAACAAUACGGAUUAAAUUAGAUGUAUCUAGAACUUCCAUAUUUUUGGGAGUAUGCUGACAGCCGUAUAUGUUUUUUGUAUUCUUUGUUUUGAUCAUAAUAUCUAGAGUGAGCAAAAUACUAUUGGAGAGCAGAAUUUUAAUCCUGGUAAUAUAUCAUUUGAUUUUCAAGUUUCUCACCAACAUCACCUUGGUUCAGGCCCUUGUUCUACUACUAGAAUUUCAAAAACUAGUUCCUCAUGACUUCAUUCCUCAUACUCUACUCAAAGAUACCCUGAAUAUUUCUGCUGGGAAAAAAAAAAAAAACUUUUAAAAAACACCUCUUUCUUUAUGCCAAAUCAAAAAUCUCUAGGGGAUUCUUAAAUUCAACUUUAUUGAAUUUUACUCUUUCAAGACCCUUCCUAAUGUGGUCCCACUCUAAAAGUUAAUUCACUGUCCUCAACACAGUCCUUCAUUGCAAAAACAGCUACACCAUCUGUAGUUUCCAGAUCUUACUUUAACAGUUAAUUUCAACUAAUAUUUUUCACUAAUUGUGUCAUACAUAGUAGUUAUGUCUCCUCAGCUAGAUUAUAAAGUCCUUUAUGGUAAGAGAGCAUUCUUAAUUGUCUUUACAGUGCCUGGUGUAGUCCUGAGCAAGGUAUUCAGAAAAACAUGUUGCUUCUUUGAUUUAUUGAAAAGUAAUUUACCAAUGAAUGUCCUAAGAUAUGUAAUUUAUCUUUUAUUAACCAUUUUCUCCCAGUGAAUGAAGUAGUGCGAUGUAGAGAAAAGAGCUUGGGUUUUGAAUUCAGAUAGACUUCCCUUACAGCCACCACCUCUGUCCCUUAAUAGCCAUAGAUUUGGGGAAACAUUUAACCUCAUUGAGUCUUGAUUUCUUCAUCUAUAAAAUGGGGGAGGGGCGCAGAGGAUGAGGCUUCUCUUGUAGGGUUGUUGUGAAGGUUAAGGGAGAUUCAUGCAAUGGAAGCUUGUAGCUCAAUGCUCAUCACAUAGCAAGUGCUCAACAGAUAGUUCCCUUCUUUUAGACUUAUCAUGUGAUCAUAUCCAUUGUAGAUAGAUAGAUAGCAGUAAGACAUAUAACAUGAACAUUGUAUACAUAUAAAUACUUCAAGAAAAUGAUCAUAUUUCCACUUUAAAUUUUAGCUACAACUGAAUGUGGUGCUACUUGUCAAAUAACACCUAAAACUUCACUUUCUAUGGUUGUUUGCCAACAGCAAAAGAUGCAAUUUCAUAAUUAUAAAAUGUUAAUAAUUGCAACAAAUAACUCUUAAAAUUAUAGUAAAAAGUAAUGUUUACAUUAUAAAUGUUCGAAAAUGACCAUGCUUUGCUUUUACAAAGAGAGCUGAAUUUAUAAAUGAAUUGCAUUUUAAUUAAGUUUGAAAUCAAAUUCAUUUGUCCAGA
Physeter macrocephalus (sperm whale) is the source of this 2875-nucleotide messenger RNA. RefSeq names its product family with sequence similarity 151 member B (gene FAM151B). The transcript is spliced from 6 exons. The record is from RefSeq and is a predicted model, not a curated record. Bases 170 to 1000 code for a protein of 276 amino acids. NCBI's taxonomy places the organism in Eukaryota, Metazoa, Chordata, Mammalia, Artiodactyla, Physeteridae.